UACAGCCUCGCCCUCGGCGGGCCGCUCGACACCAUGCCCUGCGGCGCCAGCAGCCUCCUGAGGGUUGCCUCAGCACCCGCCGCUGUCCUGGCUGUGGCUCUGCUCUCUUCGCUCUCGCGCAGCUCCCUCCUGGAGCCGGGGGACCCUGUGGUCUCGGCGCUCAGCCCCUACUUCGGCACCAAAACUCGCUACGAAGAUGCCAACCCCGGGCUGCUGCCGGACCUCGAAGCGCCGCUGCGGGACCCGGAGCUGCUGGAGAAGACCUGCAGCCCGGUGCAGCUGGUCGCCCUCAUCCGCCACGGCACCCGCUACCCGACGGCCAAACAGAUCCGCAAGCUGCGGCAGCUGCAUGGGCUGCUGCAGGCCCGCGGGCCCAUGGAGGAGCGGGCCGACGCCACCGGCGGCCGAAACCUCGGCGCCGCGCUGGCGGACUGGCCGCUGUGGUACGCGGACUGGAUGGACGGGCAGCUGGUGGAGAAGGGGCGGCAGGACAUGCGACAGCUGGCGCUGCGCCUGGCCUCCCUCUUCCCGGCCCUUUUCAACCGCGAGAACUACAGCCGCCUGCAGCUCGUCACCAGCUCUAAGCACCGCUGUGUGGAGAGCUGCGCCGCCUUCCUGAACGGGCUGUGGCAGCACUACUACCCCGGGUUGCCGCCGCCCGACGUCGCAGACAUGGAAUGUGGACCUCUAAGAAUUAAUGAUAAACUAAUGAGGUUCUUUGAUCAUUGUGAGAAGUUUUUAACUGAAGUAGAAAAGAAUGAUACGGCUCUUUAUCAUGUGGAAGCCUUCAAAACUGGACCAGAAAUGCAAAACAUUUUAAGAAAAGUUGCAGCUGCUUUGCAAGUACCAGUCAACAAUUUAAAUGCAGAUUUAAUCCAGGUAGCUUUUUUCACUUGUUCAUUUGACCUGGCAAUUAAAGGUGUUAAAUCUCCUUGGUGUGAUGUUUUUGACACAGAUGAUGCAAAAGUAUUAGAAUAUUUAAAUGAUCUGAAACAGUAUUGGAAAAGAGGAUAUGGUUAUACUAUUAAUAGUCGAUCCAGCUGCACCCUGUUUCAGGAUAUUUUUCAGCACUUGGACAAAGCAGUGGAACAGAAAAAAAGGUCUCAGCCAAUUACCUCUCCAGUCAUCCUCCAGUUUGGCCAUGCAGAGACUCUUCUCCCACUGCUUUCUCUCAUGGGCUACUUCAAAGACAAGGAACCCCUCACAGCUUACAAUUACAAGGAACAAAUGCAUCGGAAGUUCCGAAGUGGUCACAUCGUACCCUAUGCCUCAAACCUAAUAUUUGUGCUUUACCACUGUAACAAUGCUAAGACUCCUAAAGAAGAAUUCCAAGUGCAGAUGUUAUUGAAUGAAAAGGUGUUACCAUUGGCUCACUCUCAAGAAACUGUUUCUUUGUAUGAUGAUCUGAAGAACCAUUAUAAGGACAUCCUUCAGAGUUGUCAUACGAGUGAAGAAUGUGAAUUACCAAAGGUGAACAACACAUCUGAUGAGCUAUGAGUACUGGAGAACCUUUUUAAUUCAUUAAAAAUUAUAGGGAGUGAUUACAUGCUUGGAAUAGGUAGGCAAUGCCUGAUUACAGAAAGCUUUCACAUUACUUGGGUAUUUCUCUCUUUUUCAUAGAAAAAGUUUGAUUUUGAGUCUGGAUGUGGAUGUGUAAGAAAUGAUUCUUCACUGGAGCAGCACUCUUAAGGGGAAAAAAUUCUAUUCAAAGAAAUAGUUGGUACUGCAAAUGUUUACAGAAAUUAAAUUCUUCCUAUUUAUAUAAGAAAUCUCACAUGGAGAAUAUGUUUUCAAAACAAUGCUUGAAAGUGCUAGAGUAACAAAAUACGUAAGUUGGAUGAUCCACAACUUGAUUGAACUGAGUCUAGGAACUUUACCAGUUGUGCUGCAGUUCUCUUUCCCUCAAGUAGCACAGAUCUGGUAUUAUCUUUCUUAAUCAGAAUUACUAUGAUACACUGGGAGUAUCAUUGUGGAAGAAAGCUAACAUCUCUCUGAGAUUUUGAAACAAUAUUAAGGAACAGUCUGAUUUAAAAGGACAUUUUUGCUGAAGGAAGACAAAAAGUAAAAUAAAAUAAAUACUUUUGUGAAUAGUAUUUAUGAAGUAUUUCAAUACUUUUUCAAUAAUUCCUUUUAGCCUUCUACCAAGUUCUGCCAGGCCACUCUUUAAUUAUUAUCAUACCUGUUUUACAUAUAUAACAAUGGAAGGACAGAGGACCAUUAGCAUUGUCAGAUGUAUAGAAUCAAAGUUUCUUCAAUCCAUUGAAUAUUCUGUUACUUUGCUUCUAUUUUUAUAUUUUGCUAUUAUGUGAAAUAUUUUUUGGUUGCUUAAUUUCUUUUUAAUUCUUUUGUUGUUUUUUAAAUAAAAAUUUUAUUCUGGCUGGCUUAGUUUGACAGGUAUGAACCCAUUUCAAGUCAUAGUUCUUUUCUGACUGGUGGGGCUCAGUGGAUUGGGCAUGGCCCCACAAACAAAAGGUCUCCUGGUUUGAUUCCUGGUCAGGGCACAUGCCUGAGUCAUGGUCCAGGUCCCAGGUUCGGGGUGUGCAAGAGGUAGCUAAUCAAUCAGUACUUUAUCUCUCCCUUCUCAUUUCUCUUAACAUAAAUAAUUAAAGUCUUUUUAAAAAAUAGUACUGAAUUCUGUCAAAUACCAUGGAAGUGUUUACUAUAGUAAUAAACAGAAAUCUUUGUCUCUGUACUGAUAAACAAUCAGUAAUUGAUAACAAAAGGUUGGAAUUUUAAGCAGCUUUGACUAAAUCAGACAGUACAAGGCACUUUUCUUCUAAUGGAAAUAUUCUCAAAUAAUUUUUCUUAAAAAAUGGACAUCCAUUUUAAAAAUCUAGGAACUAUCACAACUAUAUUGAAAUUAUAAACGAAGAUGCAUAUAGAUUCAUUGAUCUUCAAAUGAAUAAUAUUCAUAAAGUAAAUGAUUAGCUGGUAAAUCCCGUUGUUUCAUUAAUAUGCUGUUGAUCCUACAAAGAGGUCUGGUGUUUGCUUUUUCAAAGAAAUUUAUAAAUAGGCAGACAAGAAGAAAAUAAUAUAAUGAACAUUCAUGCCCGUUGUCCUGUUUUAUUAAAAUUAACAUUGCAAUAUUU
Molecule: messenger RNA, 3089 nt
Organism: Pteronotus mesoamericanus
Lineage: Eukaryota; Metazoa; Chordata; Mammalia; Chiroptera; Mormoopidae
Gene: MINPP1
Product: multiple inositol-polyphosphate phosphatase 1
Exons: 5
Coding region: 34-1497 (487 amino acids)
Molecular function (GO): acid phosphatase activity; inositol phosphate phosphatase activity
Source: RefSeq, a predicted model, not a curated record